AUGAAUUUGAAGAGGAAGCAUCAACUGUCGGAAGACAACCCGUUUCGAGAGACUCCGAGCAAGAUGCAGCAGAUCGGGAGUAUGGGGUCCGAUACGCUGUUUAUCAGCAAAUCUAAUAUCUCCAAGCUCACGUUACAGAAGAUCAGUGGAGGCAAUAGUGGUAAUACCAGUGAGGGAAGCAGUAGAAUUGUGAUACGUCGGAUGCGUGAGAAGUCACAGUUUGAGCAACGUGUCGACGAAGAAGAUGAGGAUGAUGAAGAAGAGGAGUUUGAUACAGAUGAUAAGAUCCUGAUAGCAUCAACUGAUGAUGAUGAAGCAGAGACAAAAAAUACAGAUUUUCAAGACGCUAAGGAAUCCACUCAAAGUGCAAGUGAGCCUGUUCGACUGGGAGACAAAGAGAAUGAAGAUGAAGAGGAAGAAGAUGAAGACGAUGAAACACCUCUUGAAGUACUUGAAGAAAUGAAUAAACUCGAAGAAUGCUUCCCAGUACUUUCUACUAACUAUAGAUUACUUGAUAAGAUUGGAGAAGGGACUUUUUCUACUGUUUUCAGAGCCGAAGCAUUGAAUGGGAGUGUUAAAAUGGGAUCUGAACUUUGGAAAUCUCCACCAUUGAAGAAGGCCAGAUCAUCAUCAACAUUGGUUCAACGUAAAAAGAAUCCUAUAGUUGCAUUGAAACAAAUUUAUGUGACAUCUUCACCCAAUCGUAUUCACAAUGAAUUGAAUUUACUUUACAUGUUAAGUGGGAAUUCCCAUGUUGCAGCAUUAUUAGAUGUUCUUCGACAUCAAGACCAAGUAGUGGCCAUUCUACCAUAUUAUAAGCAUGCAGAUUUCCGUGACUUUUAUCGAGAUCUCCCCAUUAAAGGUAUUAAGAAGUAUAUGUGGGAACUAUUCAAAGCAUUAUCUUUUGUCCAUGAAAAGGCUAUUAUUCAUAGAGAUCUUAAACCCACUAACUUUCUUUAUGAUCCCUUCAAGGGCAGAGGAGUUCUAGUUGAUUUUGGUUUAGCUGAGAAACAACCUCCUUUAUCGACUUCCCAUUCAUAUAAUAGUUGUCCUUGUAUUGCUAAGGACAACUCUUUAAGACUUAAAAAGAGAAUAUUUAAAGCUGCUUACCCGAAACAAGACUUGAGACCUCCUCGUAGAGCCAACAGAGCUGGAACAAGAGGAUUCAGAGCUCCAGAAGUUCUUUUUAAAUGUACAAAUCAACUGACUAAAUUGGAUGUUUGGUCAGCAGGAGUAAUUGCACUUUCGAUUAUACUUCGGAAGUUCCCAUUAUUCAAUUCACCCGAUGAUGUUGAUGCUAUUAUGGAAUUAGUAUUGAUUUUUGGUAUGGAGAAAAUGACUAAAUGUGCUGAAUUACAUGGAUGUGGUUUAGAACUACAAUUAACCACUCAACCUGAACGAAUGGGGAAUGGUAAUUUAGUACAAUUAAUGAGUGAUUUCCUUCGUCACGAAGCUGAAAACGAGUCUAUACCUUCAGAUAGUGUUCUGUGGGAUACUUUGGAGUUGUUGAGCGACAGAGGUGAUAAAUUCAUUAAGCCUUUGGGAGAAGCGGCCCUUGAUAAUGAUGAACUCAAUAGGAAAAUUGAUAACUACAAGGAUCAUAAGUAUUUGGUUGAGUUGUUGAAUGCAUGCCUUCAUAUGGACCAUCGCAAACGUCUUACUGCUAAACAAGCAUUGAAGUUUCCAUUCUUUAGUGAAUUGGCAAAUUUAGAUGAUGAUGAAAUCAUAUUAUAG
Messenger RNA from Lizanozyma spartinae, 1734 nucleotides. RefSeq names its product serine/threonine protein kinase (gene CDC7). The record is from RefSeq and is a predicted model, not a curated record. Bases 1 to 1734 code for a protein of 577 amino acids. Gene Ontology annotation, molecular function: protein serine/threonine kinase activity; ATP binding. Gene Ontology annotation, biological process: mitotic DNA damage checkpoint signaling; protein phosphorylation. The transcript has a single exon. Gene Ontology annotation, cellular component: nucleus. NCBI's taxonomy places the organism in Eukaryota, Fungi, Ascomycota, Pichiomycetes, Serinales, Debaryomycetaceae.